CUUCCCUAUUACGUUUGAGAGAAAAGAAAGGAGGGCAGGCAGCAUUGAGACCGUUCACAUUAGUGUCAGAGACCUUAGGGAGAUUUCAGCCUUAGGGAUCGUACUUCUAAACCUUAUUGUCUUGGGGAAACGCACGGGAUAACCAUAUAUUUAAAGGGGGAGUCAAGAUGGCAGGUAUUCUAGCCUGGUUCUGGAAUGAAAGGUUUUGGCUGCCACACAAUGUAACCUGGGCAGAUCUGAAAAACACAGAAGAAGCUACCUUUCCACAAGCUGAGGAUCUUUAUUUGGCGUUGCCUCUGGCUUUGUGCAUUUUCAUGGUCCGUCUGGUUUUUGAAAGGUUCAUUGCAAAACCAUGUGCUUCGUGCCUUAAAAUCCAAUCAAGUGGACCACAGAAAGCUCAGCCUAAUGCCAUUUUAGAAAAAGUCUUCACUGCCAUCACUAAGCAUCCCGAUGAAAAGCGUCUGGAAGGCUUGUCAAAGCAGUUAGAUUGGGAUGUGCGCACCAUUAAGCAGUGGUUUCGGCAGCGAAGAAACCAGGAAAAGCCUAGUACCCUAACUAGGUUCUGUGAAAGCAUGUGGAGAUUUACUUUUUUCGUAUACAUUUUUACAUAUGGAUUCCAAUUCCUGAAAAAGGUGCCAUGGCUUUGGGACACAAAGCAGUGCUGGUACAACUAUCCUUAUCAGUCUCUUACCACAGAGCUGCAUUAUUAUUAUAUUGUAGAAUUGUCCUUCUACUGGUCCUUAAUGUUUUCACAGUUCACUGACAUCAAAAGAAAGGACUUUCUGAUCAUGUUCUUGCAUCAUAUUUCAACAGUUUCUCUAAUAUCAUUUUCUUAUGUAAACAAUAUGGUGCGGGUCGGAACCUUGGUCAUGUGCCUUCAUGAUGCAGCUGAUGGCCUGCUAGAGUCUGCAAAAAUGGCCAGCUAUGCCAAGUGUCACAGACUAUGUGAUGUCCUGUUUUUUGUAUUUGCAACUGCUUUCAUCUCUACCAGGCUUGUUGUAUUUCCUUUAUGGAUUUUAAAUACAACAUUAUUUGAAAGUUGGGAGAUCAUUGGUCCAUACCCAUCCUGGUGGGUGUUCAACUCCCUGUUGCUUCUUCUGCAAGUACUACACUGCUUUUGGUCAUAUCUAAUCUUAAAGAUUGCAUUUAAGUCAGUAUUUAAAGGAAAGGCUGGAAAGUGGAAUCCUUUGCAUGUGUUGAAGGAUGAUAGGAGUGACAUUGAAUAUAGUUCAGAGGAGGAGGAAGCCUCUCCUAGUCCUGUGAAAAGUUCACAUGUAUUGACAACCAAUGGGACCAACACGCUGGGGACCAAUGGCUACCUCACCGGCGGUACUUCCUCAGAAGAUUAGUUAUUCAGUUAUAAAGCACUUCAUGUGACAUGAACAAUGUUAACUGUUUGGCACUGGAAAUAUUUAAUAAAACUUAUGAAUGCAGUUUUAUCACAUACUGUAUCUCAGCAUCAGACAAACGUUUUAGGAAUUUACAAGCAUUUUGAUAGUGCACUGCCAUAUUUUCUGUAUGUGAAUGAAUGAAGAAUUACCAAUCAUUUUUAUGUAGGCAUGCUGUGUGUAUAUAUGUCGAAUCACAAAAUGAGAUCAGUAUUUUCAUAAGUACUGUCUUUGUAUAUUAUUUAUUUUUAUAAGUUUUAAGACUUGUGGACAAAAGGGAAUUGUUUCUCUCCUACUUUAUUUACUUUUGGAAGGGAGCUGGUUUAUGUGGUUCCGUUUGUUCAGUUGCUGAUACUUUUUUUCUUUUGAUUCAGUAGAUUUUCCCUGUACAAACUGGUACAGCUUAGCUUCAGCUACCAUAUUUGAGUUAUAGAUGCAUUAUUUGUUCAAGUGUUUUUCAUUAAUUGAAACCAUUUGCAGUAUAAACUUAACACUUAUUAUGGUGAUUACUGACAAUCACUGAGCAAACAGCAGUAUUUAUCCAUAUGAAACUACACUUAAAAGUCUGAAAAUGUUGAAGUUUAACAUGAAUUGUCUUCACUUGAUAUUUCCGAGAUAAAGUAUGGUAGAUCAUUAUGUGCUGGGAUUUUUGAAUCCAUAAUUGAAUGGCAAACAAUCUCUUUAUUUUUUAUCAAAUCUUAAUUUAGGUUGCAUACAUCAUAAUUUUUAUUUUGUUGCCUAAGUAUAAGAAUUGCAAAAAAAUAUUUAGGUUACUGGUGGCUUUUUUUUCUCAAAUAUUUUGUCUUGAGCAUGGUCAAUUUUGAUAGGUUGAAGAUUUUAGCUUUGAUGUUGUUGAAUCACCAGGUGUCAGGUAUGACUAACAGACUCCAAUAUAUUCUUCUGGCAAACAUUUCUUUCUCUUGCCAAAUUUGGCUGAGACUGCCCCAAGUAACUUCUCCACCCCCCCACAAUCUUAAGCCUGGAUAGAAGACAUGUACAGUACAUUUGUUUCUUUCUAAGAAUGGAGUAUUCCUGGUUUUAUGUAGCACUAUCACUUUAUAAUAACACACAGCUUGUCUGUUUAAUGGAGUCAUUGUGUCUCUGCAUCACCAAAUAUUUGGCAAUUUGUUCUCAUUAACUGUGCUUUUAAGUCGGAAAUUAUUCUCAUUAAUUUGCUUUUUUUUAGUGUAUGUCAAGAUAAGAAUUUUUUCCUGGCUUUUUUUUUCCAUUUUAAUUUCCUGCCUGAAGUAACUUGUUUAUUUUGACAUAUGUGCUCAGGAGACACUACUUCACCACUUGCAGAGUAUUGCUAGAAGUUCAUAAGAAAGACGCAACUUGCAAAAGAGAAAUGCACUGUUAAAUGUUCUUCACCCAGUGGCCAACUCCCCUCUAAUUGUCCCAGGAUCAAGGAACUACUGCUUGUUAGAAAAAGCAACUCCCUGCAUUGUCAAAAGAGAAAGAAAGCCCAGAAGAGUGACAUUUAAUAUGCCCUUUAAAGCUGUGUUUAUCAUCUGCAAAUUAAUUUUUUCCAUCUAUAUAUUUGCUACUUGUAUCCCCCUCCCCUGAUUGUAAUCUGCCAACAGAACGAAAAAAAAACAUAUAUAAACUCAUUUGAUAGACUGAAUGCAAAUGCACAGAUCUCUUACACAUUAUGAUAUACAUACAUAUAUGUACAGUGUCAAAAAUUAAUGAUUCACUUUAAUUUGAUAAUGUUUGUGUGUGUGCGCAUACAUAGUGUAAAGGUUAAGACAGUAAAUGGUUAGAUAUUGUUAUUUAUUAUUUUGUUAUCCUCAUUCCUCCCACUUGUUCCCUUUAGUCCCUUCUAGGACAACAAAAGAGGGAUACGAGAGCCAGUAAUCGUAGUUGUCAUCCAGUGCAAAUUAAAUUUUUUUGUAUCCCCAUAGUAGUGCCAUCACCACUGGCUGAGAACUCCGGUGCAGUGACUGCCAUGAGUCUAUAUGUCCACAUACCUGCAGUUGCACUUGUAAACCUUUGUCAUAUUCAUUCUUUCAUUUCCCCACUUCAGCAGAUGGCUGCUGUUGGUGCAUUUCAUUUAGCACUGAUGUGUCAAAGCUACUUUCCUUGAGGCCAUCCCAGUAGUGUGCACUCAUAGUAGAACAGCUAUCUCCAAAAUAGAACCACCUUCCUCAGAGCCAUCUCAGUAGUGGGCACUAAUGGGAGAACACCUCUCCCCAAGAUGGAACCACCUUCCUUGAGGCGACCUCAUGACCUCAGUAGUGAGCACUAAUGGUAAAACAGCUCUCUGGAAGAUGGAGCCACCUUCCUCAAGGCCAUCUCAGUAGUGGGCAUUAAUGGUAAAACAGCAGGCCCCAAGAUGGAAUUACCAUUCUCAAGGCCAUCUCAGUAGUGUGAACUAAUGGUAGAACACAUGACCCCAAGAUGGAACCAUCUUCCAAAAGGCUACCUCACUAGUGGGCACUAAUGGUAAAACAGCUCUGUGGAAGAUGGAGCCACCUUCCUCAAGGCCAUCUCAAUAGUGGACAUUAAUGGUAGAACAGCUGGCCAUAAGAUGGAACCAUUUUCUCAAGGCAGUCUCAGUAGAGGGCACUAAUGGUAUGACAGCUAGCCACAAGAGGGGAAGCACCUUCCUCGAGUCCAUCUUGAUAAUGGGCACUAAUAGUAAACAGUUUUCCCCAAACUAGAAGUCAAAUGGUUCUUUUCUUUCAGGGAGCUAGUCUAAUAAUGGAGUCUCACAAUAAUGAUGUUUGCAGCUGUCAGAAAAAAAGAGAACUAUUUUCCUUUGUACUCCAGUUUUUUUCUUGACAAUGUCAUUGAUCACCACAGUGUGCACAUUAUUGGUUUUAGAACAAUUCAGACCUUUUUUGCAAAUAACUGCACAUACACCCAGUGAAGAAAAAGCCAUCAGUGUCAUAAUAUGAAUGGUUAGCAUUAUUAAGAAGAGUUUACCUGAAAUAUAAGUGUAGUUUGUUUCCUUCCUAUAUCUGGCAUACUGAGCUUCUCAUUUUUCUUGAGCUUAGAAGAUAGGAGUUAUGCUCUGCCUUGAUUCUAGAAUACUGAGGACCAUCAGUGCAGAAUAAGGCAGACUUACAAAUUCCCUUUACUGGUUUAGUUUUCUACCUGUAAGAGCUUCAACACACACACACACACACACACACACACACACACACACACACACACACACACACACACACACGAUAAAAGUGGUAUAGCACACUCUUUUUACUCAUUUCAUCUAAGGAAAUAAAGGAAAGUUUGUGAACUGUUUGGUGUUGAAGCGGUUUCUGCUGCAUGAAAGACCUUUUUUAAGUGAGCAAGCUCUUCCUAUCUUCUAGGUUAAUUUCAACAUGGGCUGUCCUUCUAAGCCUUUUGUUUUUCUAGUCCCGCCAGGCAGUCCAGAGUUAUUGAGGUGUUCUGAAUCAUUAAUAAUGACACUUGCUAUGAUAAUUAAUAAGUCAUAUAGUGUCACCUUCAAGUGAAUGUUUCAUAGCAGAGACUGUAAAGAACACAUCUGUUCUUUUUUUUACCCAUCAAUUGUCUGCAUUAAGCAUCAUUUAGAAAUAAUAUUGAGGAAUAUUUAAGAAGAGGCCUGUGGUCGCGUGGGUUUCCGCUGGGUGCUCCUGUUUCCUCCCACAUCCCAAAGACAUGACGUAGGUGGAUUGGACACUCUAAAUUGGCCCUAGGCGUGAGUGUGUGCAUGUAUGUGCCUUCUGUAGAAGUUAGGGUGCUGGGCUGGCAAUUCGACACGCUAAAACUCUACUGCCAAUCGUUCUGCAUACCGUUGUUCCAUUGUGGUAACCCCUAACCAGGAAAAGCCAAAAGAAAAAGAUUUAAGAAGAUGCAGAACAUUUAUAGAAAGUUUUAUCUUUCUCUUAGUGUGGUUCAUUCUUCAGUUUCAGCAAGUGGCAGAGGGAGGGCCUUUUUCCCUUGAUGAUCUUUGAUAAUCUGAGUUUAAAAUGUCCCCAGUGAACAGGAAUAAUAAAAUCAGAGGGAUCUCCAGAACAUAUUAGUUUUGUGAAAGCUGCUAACAUUUGAAUACAUCCCUCACAAUUGCCCUUUGCCAGUUCUGUGAACUCCCCUUUUUUGCUUCCAUGCUGUUCUGACAGUGAGAGCACAACCUUUUACACUGAGUUUUAAUAAAACAGUCAAGUACUAUAGCUGCCAUUUCAUGAAUAGCAAGUUAGUGUAUGAAAAUGCAAGUCAUAUAUAGACCUUUAACCCAGGAAGCAAAUAAUUAAGCUUAGCUGCAAGAUAAAAGGAAAUAAUGGCCAUCAUGUUGGAGUUAGUGUCCUUAUUCUAUUUAUCAAGUAUCAGUUGCUGUCAAGUUGUCUUUGGAAAAAAAAGAUUUAAAAGGCUGCAUUCUCUUUUCUUGAAGUUCUGCAUUAAGAAAGCAUUGCACAAGCUUGUUCUACGUGUGUUGUAAGCACUGCGCAAAUGUUCUAACCAUUAUACAGAAUUCUGUUGAAACCAGUAUGUAAUUUAUUUUGUAACAUUGCUAAACUAAACUUAGUGUUGUAGUAUUCCUGCAAAGCAUUCAACAAUGUGCUUGUAUGGCUGAAAAGAUUAGCUUUAGUGCCCAAUGGAUGACUGAAAAAGCAAGGUUGUGUGUUGUCUUGCAUACUGAGAACAACCCAAGAUCAAAAUCAGCCCUAGAAAGGUGUCUUUAGGGGUCUUUCUCUGGAAACUAUCAUGCCCUACAACAGGCAAAAGCAAACAGUGUUCAAUAUCUUAACAGAGCUAAACUUUCCACUGUUACAUGUAUACUAUAACUGCAUGUGUGACUUAUUGCCAUGUCGACAACAUCUCAGCCUUCCUCAAAGAAGGUAAUACUUUCCUUUGGGUGCUUAGAUUAACAAAACUACCACUCUAAAUAGGGUGGGAUGCAUGCUAAGUAAAAGGCUGUGGUACCUCAGAAUAUUCUCCCUACUUCAAGGUGCUGUGAUCUCUUGAGUUAUAUGCUACUAGUAGAGAUUUGGGAGUGCAGGGAUUCAAGGCAAUACAAAUUGUUUUCAUUUUUGAGGGGACUUUGGGACAUGCAGUUUUGAGUCUCAUACAUGUGACAGUGUGCCUUCCUUUUAUGUUAGUUAAUGGAGAGCCAUUGGAACAAACCUUUGGACCUCACAGCUUUUACUUGAACAGAAUAAGAGAGUCUUUAGGCUCUUCCUUUUUCUCAGGUGAAGUUAUCUGAGUCCUUGUUAUAAUUAAAAAAGAUCAGCUCUCUGCUUCCAUACAAAUAGUUACAUGUAUUGACAGCUUAGCCUUUUCUGUCUGCUGCUAUACCCAAAUGUUUGACUGUACAGCGGACACAGUGAAUUCCCACCUCCAUAUCUGCACUUAUGUGGUGCACAGCCUUUCUAUCCAUUUCCAUUUAAGUUCCAUUUUCUAGAAAGUUCCUUCCAUGUCAUUAUUACCAUUUUAUUUGUUUACGUUAGGCCUACAUUUAUCCAAAGCUUUACAGUGCAGUAGUAUCUGCAUUGCAAAAAGCCAUGGUAUGUAUUUUGUUCUUUAAAUACCAGAUAUCUGCCAAGCACAUAACAGAAAUCAUGGCAGCUAAAAUAAAAGCCUUGCCCUAACUAAGUACAUUGCCAUUUUGGACAAACUUCAAAUUUCACACUUCCCACCAUCACUGCCAUUUACAGUCCUAGGUCUCAUUUACUCAAUGAGAAGAAAAGAUCUGUAACCAAGAUCCGCUUUGAAGGAUUGUGUGUUUGUGUUUGUCUUCUCCAUCAUCUGCCAUUCAUCAACGUUUUUCCAGAGGUUCAAAUGGCCAGGGACAAAUGGUUGCCCAUGAGGAUUGAUUUUUAUGGCAGCACACACAAUGCAAGCCCUAACUCCACUGACCACCAGAUCUUGCAUCUCUGUUUUUGUAGUCAGCGGUAAUAGUUCCUGGAUUCAUAUUUCCUUUUGGUUUUACUUUGAAGCAACUGAUGAAACACACAAGAAUCUUGCAGUGGUUGAUGGAAGAAAACUUUUUUGGGACUGAUGAAAAGUCUCACUCCAUAUUUCAUGGUAUGAUUGAGUUUAUUCAGUUGAAACUUAAUUCAGGAGAUUGUCUGGGGUCCCAGUUUUCUCAGAAGUAAUUUCACAUUUUGUGGCCUCCUAGUUCCUGAAUAUGGGGAGCAUAACCAAUUCUGAGCCUCCAUAUAAGUAGUAUGCAGGAGGAUAAGGAAAGAAGUGCCUUGGCUCCAGCUGUGGUGGGGGGAGUAUGCUGGGGGAGCAUCACGGAAUGUUUUUACAACCUUUUCUCCCUUUUGACUUGCCUAGCCCUGAGUCUGUCCUUUAUGUCCUUGAUAUUGGCAAGCAGUCCCCAAAGAUACUAGUUGUGGAUUGGGUGUAAUUCGGACAAGUCUUUGUUCCCAAGGGCAUCGUCCUAUGACCAGCAGAGCUGGUCUGUCCUUGUUGAGGAGUCAUUUGGUGAGAGCGCACCUGGUCCAUGGCCCAGUCAUGAAAAAGUAGUUAUUUGUUUCAUUGUUUUUGAGAGUUUGAGCCAAGGAUGUGGGAUUUCACCCUUAAGAAAUUCAGGUUUGUGACACUUCCAGGUCCAUUGCAAGUCUUGCCCGUUUUUGUGCCACCUUUCUCCUGUACAUGGUCACAUGUGGGUCUUGGCCUGUCCAAUAUGAAAUGCUCACUUACUGUGUUUUCAUAUGUGCCUGUGUGUCAUUGGGGGCUGGCACUGGUCACAUACAAGGUUUUUAAGCCACCCAACUCCUCUACCCACUAGGGAUGGUCUUUCCCUUAGGGAUAUCAUUUGCAAAGACUGAAAUGUGAAUAAUUAUGAACAUAUGUAAUUAUAUAUUUAUUAUGCUUAUCCCACCUAAAUCUGCACUGCAUUUGACUGCUGUCCCCAGCUUCCCCAUUUGCCCAGCCCACAUCCUCCUGUUGCUGGUUCUUAACCAGGUACCCCAAGAUGCGACCCUUCACAAGAUGGGUCUCCCGACUACUUGGGAAGUGAACUUUCUGGUAGUUCAGAAACACUAGACAGUGAAGAAUCAAAUGAGGAGCUGAGUGUGGAGCUGGCAGUCAUCAUCAUUGCAGCCAAUGGCUGUGAUUCCUAAUUGCAGAAGCAGCUAGUGCAAUGAUGUAAGGACACUAUUGCCACCCCCUUCCUUUACAUUGGCAUGACAUGAAAGGCUCCUGGUCUCCACCAGAGGUCACACAGGAGUCAGGUUUUGUCUAAAACUUUCCUCUUGAACUGCUGUAUUCUUCCGUCGCAGUGGGGCUCUGGAUUAUUCUUCCUGGUGGAGUCAGUACUGGAAAAGCUUAGUGCCCUCCAAGAGUCUAGGCUUAGAGACAACCUCUCACAUACUCUGCAAAUAUGCAUUCAGGUAGCCUGAGAUGUAGCUCAAUCUCUUGUGGAUCCUGCAGGUGCUGCAACUGGGGCUGAAGAGUCUAGUGUAGCUGUGAUCAUCCUCCACUGAGGAAGGGAUUGGUGAUUUCGUACUGAAUGCUUAUUUUGAGAAUGGAUUGGGGGUGCUUUCUGGUCAGGUCUUGUUGAGUGGCUUCCCUGGAAGGAAACAGGCCACCUCCUUGUCAAAUAGUCUGCUCCAUCAUCUUCUGUUCCCCUGCUGAGUGGAAAGAAUAGGGCCUGAAAUUGCCCUGGAUACUAAACAAAGCACCCCAUGCUAGCCUCCCUCUCAUUGUAUGUCAGCAUGGUGAGUAUGGUUAUUUGGUGACUUCCUCACCAUGGCUUGGACCUCCUUGGAUGAGGGGGCUGUUUUAGUUCAUGUCUCUGGGAAGAGUCCUCUAUUAGGGGGUCAGCACAAAGAUGGUUGGAGCUUCUUUGCUCAUCCCCUCUUUUCAUUCUCUUGUUUCUCCUCCACAUUCCUGCUCCACAGGUUCUGAUGUGGUGAUUGAGCUUUUGGGUCUGGCCCAAUUGCUUGCUUUGAGAGUGAGGGAGGCUGCCCCAUUUCCUAGAAAAGGAAGGUCACCCUUCUAACCUCGUCUCUAGACCAGGGUAGCUGUUUCUUCCAAUUCUUUAGUUUGACAUCCCAGUUGCAUUGAAAGGUUCUUUGGUCCUAAUCUUUCUUGCCUAUGUGGAACCAGGAAGGCUGAUCUUCCCUCAACACUUUUGUUUCCUUGCUUUCGCAAUCUUCAUCGUGACUGUCAGUAGCUGCUCUUGUAAAGCAUCAACACACCCAGCCUAGGUACCCUGGGAUGGGUAACCUUUAAGAGCCUUCAGUCUACCUAGCCUGUCUAUACAUUGGGCAGAGCUUGGAAAAAGUGGAAGUGUUGUGUGCUUGGUGGUGUAAUGGUUGUUAACAAGUUGUCCUGCCCAGGAUUUCUGGUGUGCUUCCCAUGGAGAAUGUCCCUUUCCAUUGUUACAGUUUUGUAUGGAUGCCACUCACUGCUCAUGUGGUGAUCAUUUCUGAUUCCUAUUCUGUGGUUAUCUAUUUAUCUUUGAAGUUUUCACUUCCCUUAUUUGGUUGCCCUUUCUACUGCAGAGGCUCAAGAAAGCCUAGACCUGGUGACCAGGGUAAGGGAACAAUUUAGAUCCAGUUCAGUUUUGGUUGAUUCUGCUUUGUUUGAAUGCUGUCACAAUCUUCACUGACACUUACCUGGGAUCAUGUAUUUUGCAAUGGUGUUUAAGCACCAUUGGCAGCUUUAUCUUGUAUUUUGGACAUCUUGUAAAAGUCAGAGGUAUAAAAUAAAUUAGCUGUUGGUAUCUUUUGGUAGCUAAGUGAAAAUGAAAUAGUUCCUCCAGUCUUGGAGUUGCUGCAAACCUGUUUAAACCUUUCCUAAAUUAUCUGUAAUUUUUGAAUGGCAUCCAGUCAGUCUCAUGACUUGGUGCAGAAUCCUUUUCCUGACCUAGCUGGUCUGCAUCUGGAUUCUUGUAGGGACUUAGAACUAUUGAGGAAUCUACCUCUUAGAUUCUGAAUGGAAAUUGAUAUUACUUUGGUUUUAGCAGUACCUAUAGCAAUCUAAUCAGUUGGUCAUUUGCAGGUAUUCUGGUUUUGGACAUAUGUUUACCUGGGCCUUAGUUUUUCAUCAGAAUUCCUAGAUAGUAUUCUGCUUCUGUUAAAGGGAAUGUCUGGGCCUAGUUUUACCAUCUCUUUGGAUAAGGAAAAGGUGUUCCUUUUUCAAACCCCUGUAUGAUUGUGCCUUGGCUUUUAUUCAAAAAACUGUGGGCAAUGUUCUGUCAGAUGUAGUUCCCUUCUGAAUGCUGCUUUUCCUUAGUCUGUGAGGAACCCUUGACAUUCAUGCUUGGCAGGCCUGCCUGUCUACUGUGAGGCUUCUGUAAGCCCAGUGCUGGUGUUCAUCCUUGAACUACACUCCCUUUCUAGUAGCUGUGCCUUUACCAAGGGCAUCACAGCACUUUAUAUGCAUUCUUAACAUAUUUAAUGUUCAAGAGGAUCUUCCUUAAUUGAUCUGAAGGUGGUCUCCACCUCCAUUAGGUCCAAAUUCUGCCUGUUGAUCCCACGUCUGAGAAGGUAGAAUAGAUUGGUCCUUGAGCUAUCCCUUUCUUCUACUUAUUUCUUCAUUGAGCAGAAAGUGAAGAGAUGGGGAGGUGCUUCACCCUCAGGAGGAGGAGUGCAACAUUCUUGGAAUUUCACCGAGCUGGCUUUGCUGGGGUAUUAGAUAGCUAGUCAUUAGUUUUUCCUUCAUGUAAGUAAGGUUUAUACUUGCUAAUUUCACAACUUACUAAGUUUGCAACUUUGUCCUGUAUGUGACUAGGUGGUGCUACCUGCUUGCAGUCCCAGGCCUGUUCUUCAUUAUCAUCACCCACUCAAGUACACAAGUUAUUUCAAAAGUUUUCAUACUAGCCCUAAUCCAUUUAGUGUACAUCUUACAGCACCACACUUUCCUUUAGGGUUUUCACUAAAAUGAUUCACAUACCGCUAAUUUUCUUCCAAAAUGUGGUCAUCUUACGGUAGACAACUAUUCAUGUAUUACGUAUUGCACCUAUUUUAUUACACACUUUUCCUAGCACUGCAGACUUUGGUAGGAAUAUUAUGUUCAAUUUUGCUUUUGUUACCUUUGGUUUUGUUGCAACUGGCAUUAAUUAUUGGUUUAUUCUCUGAUUGCUUGCUUGAUUGAUUGUGCUGCAUUCUGUGUCAAUGCUUGUGUUGAAGCUUGCUGCAUACUACAGAAAAUGCCUCUCACACUACAUAUCUUCUCAUUGCUUCAUAAGUAUGUGGGAAGGACCACAGGACACGUAAUCAGGAAGUAUUGAGAGAGUUCACUUUACAGAAAAUAGAAACACUGUUUUUAAAAUUUAGUAACUACAGUCCAACUAAAGCAAACAUGAAUACAUUUUUAAUGAGAACACCCAUUUCAUAUGUUAAGAGCAUAAUUUAUAGCAAGAGAAAAUGGUAACAGGUGUCUUUGCAAAUGAUUUUUAAGGGCAAUUUGAGCAUUGCCAGAUCACAUGCCCAUACAUUUUUCGGUUGUGAGAGGAAAGUGAAGUCUUUGGCAAAAAUCCAGGCAUACACAACAGAGGGAGAACAUGCAGAACCAACAAUGACACCUCAACUGGGGGCCAAACCAGAAAACAUAAGUGAUGUGCGGUAUCUGUGCUAACAAGUGUACCUCUAUAUCACCUGCGUAUGUACAUUUAUAUAUAUAUAUGAUACUGAUAAAUGGCUGUGAUAAAUAUUUGACACAGAGUAGACUUAUUUUGAUAUAUAUGAAAAGUUAAGCAUGUCAUCAAACAUUUAUCAUGACAUCUUUUAUUGAAAUAAUUAUUCAGCAGUCAUAGGCAUAUUUGGUAAUCCUUGAUCCGUAUCCCAUUUUUAUAUUUUAAAAGAAUGGUCCUAAAAGAAAUGGCAUCAAUUCAUAAUCUUGUGUGACGCAAAUAGCAAGGUUGUCUCCUUUAUGUGCAAAUGUACUAGUCAACCUGUCAUAGUGAUGCAGUUCUUGUUGCUGCUCAAAUAAAUAAAGCCUUAAUGUGGGAACCAAAUGUAGCAGUGCCAAAAAAAUGGAAGAAGUAAAUUAAACAUGUUUUACUGAUUAACAUACUUUCAGUAUGUAUAUAAGUACACCAGAAGCAUUAAAUAUUUUUUUUACAAAUUUUAUAACAGUGUUUUGAGGGAAUAAGUGAAAAGCUUCACAGGGAGUCAUUCGGCAUGGCGUCAGUCAUUUGCUAGCUUAGCCUGUUAAUAAGAAAAGUCCUAUUUAGCACUUGCACUAUCCCAGUAUUCCUACUGCAUUUUAAAACUGUAAAUGAUAUAUCCAACUAAUACCACCUAAUGUUUGAGAAUUAUAUGUCUCCUAGUCAAGCAUUGUCAUCAUUAAAAAAACAUCCUAUGACAACAGUGAUUGUGAAGUAUAUGUCUCCUAGCAAGCUUUGAAGUCAUUAUAAACCAACCUGUGACAAUAGUAAUUAUGAACUAUAUGUCUUCUAAUCAAGCAUUGUCAUCAU
Molecule: messenger RNA, 12726 nt
Organism: Protopterus annectens (West African lungfish)
Lineage: Eukaryota; Metazoa; Chordata; Ceratodontiformes; Protopteridae
Gene: CERS6
Product: ceramide synthase 6
Exons: 11
Coding region: 168-1349 (393 amino acids)
Biological process (GO): ceramide biosynthetic process
Cellular component (GO): membrane
Molecular function (GO): sphingosine N-acyltransferase activity; DNA binding
Source: RefSeq, a predicted model, not a curated record